Molecule: messenger RNA, 1122 nt
Organism: Thelazia callipaeda (thelaziosis nematode)
Lineage: Eukaryota; Metazoa; Nematoda; Chromadorea; Rhabditida; Thelaziidae
Source: the annotation of a GenBank genome assembly
AUGACUUCAGUAAGUAAAUCAUUGUGGUGUACCAUCGUAUUAUUUAUUUUUUGUUACUGUCAACAACUUGAAUGGGAUGCAUCGAAUUUACCAAAUCCAACAGGAAGUGAUUUUAAACAAUGUAAUAUGCGAUCGACUUCGAACAUAUGUGAUCCUGAUCAUGUACUCUCAGAAUCAGACCGUUAUCGAUUGAAUCAUGAGUUGAAUCAAUUAGAGUCUCGAACUCGUCAGGAUCAUGCUCCAGAUUUUUGUCAGAAAAAAGGGAUCACCGCUGCAAUAGCCAUUGUCAAGCAUGUCAAAGGAGGUUCUGAAAUGGCUGUCAAAGAAAUGGCAAAUGAUAUUUUGCGAAAAUGGACUCUGGAUAAUCAGUGCCGGAAAUCAAUUGUUUAUGUGAUAGCAACGGAAGAUCGUCGAUUUUGGGCUGCUCGUGAUUCACGUACUCCUAUUUACGCUCAAGAAUUAACAGAGAUUUUUACAUCUCAAAAGCCACUUUUCCAAAAACGAGAGUAUGGACAAGCGGUGGGUAAUAUUAUACGCGAAACGUGGGAAAAAGCUUUAUCAAAGCAGGGAAAACAAACUGGUGAUAGCGCGGAUGAUCGGGGUGGUGUGGUUCCUGGUUUCCCUUCUGCACCUCCCAAAGGCAUUCGUCCUGCACCAGAUGAUGCCAAAAAACGUCCUAGUACUAUGUCACGCAUUCCAUUCUGGAUAUGGAUUACGCUUUUCCUUAUUCUUCUUCCUCUGUUGUGUUGUUGUUGCUGUUUGUGCUACUGCUGUUUCUGUAAGGGUACUAGUAACAACGGCGCAAACCAUUCACGUAGACAAGGACCAUCUGACAUUGAAACUGGUUAUAGAGGGAUGUCAGAUAGAAAUACCAGCAGAGGUGGCGGAGGCUUGAGUAACAUUAUGAGUGCUUUUGGUGGUAUGGGCGCUGGUCAUUUAAUAGGCCAGAUGUUCCGUGGUGGUGGAGGUAUCGGACGUCGUGGCAUGCCUGCAAAUUCAGGAUAUCAAGGUGGUGGUGCAUAUCCUGCAGCACCAUUUCAGCCUGGAAUAAGAGAUACUGGCGGUAAAGGUUUGUAUCCAGCGGCUGCAGUACGUGAUGAAGGUGGUGGAGGUGGUUGGUAA